This is a messenger RNA of Chlorella variabilis, 3642 nucleotides long. RefSeq lists its product as hypothetical. Gene Ontology annotation, molecular function: microtubule motor activity; microtubule binding; ATP binding. The record is from RefSeq and is a predicted model, not a curated record. The transcript is spliced from 14 exons. Bases 1 to 3642 code for a protein of 1213 amino acids. Gene Ontology annotation, biological process: mitotic spindle organization; microtubule-based movement. NCBI's taxonomy places the organism in Eukaryota, Viridiplantae, Chlorophyta, Trebouxiophyceae, Chlorellales, Chlorellaceae.
AUGGGUGGCCCUGGCGGCAUGCCCCCGCCCCAUGGGCCCUACAGCGGCAUGGGCCAGGGCGACUACCCGCCACAGCUGCCGCCGCCAGGCAUGUACCCGCCUCUACCGCAGGCGCAGCCUCCCAUCCGCUUGGCACGCUUCCCGGGGGAUGCGCUGCACACGGCGCCAAUGGCAGCACCAGGCACCAUGCCGCUGCCGCCUGGCAUGGCGCCGCCGCAGCGUGCCGGCAGCGCGGGGCGGCAGCCCGCCUACGGCCCGCCGGCGGGGCCCAUGCAGCAGCCCUUCCCGAUGCAGCCGCCACGGCGCAUGAUGGGGCCUGGCGGGCCGCUGCCGCCGCCGCUGGCAAUGGCCAUGGGAGGCAUGGCGCCCGCGGGCUAUCAGCCACAGUACAUGCCCGGCCCGCCGCCGCCCAUCCUGCUGCCGUCGAUGAUGCAGCAGCCUCCCUCGCCCAUGCAUGCCGGUGCCAGGUCUGGGCAUGCCACCCCCAAGAGCCUGGCGGGGUCGGGAGCCAACACACCCAUGCACCCCCUGCAGCGCUCCCUCAGCAACGGCCAACUGGCGCCGACGCCGGGCUACCCGGGGCCCCCAGGCAUGCUGCUCCCACAGCAGAUGGGCUUCCUGCAUAUGCCGCCGCCGCCGGGCAUGGCUGCCCUGGUGGCGCCGCCGCCCGGCGUCGUGCUGCCAGACUCGCUGUCGCCGGGCUCCCCCACCCCGCUGCGGGCGCCCCACGGCGGCGGCAGCGCCCCCGGAAGCCGAGUGCAGUCGGCGACGGUGAUGGGGCAUGCUGGGGCAAGCUCCUACGGAGGCAGCCUCAUGGAGCCUCUGGCCUCGCAAGUGCCGGCCCCAAUUCGGGCAGGCCUGCCCCGCUCUGGCAGCACGGGCAGCCUCCCCGGCAGCCUGCGCAGCUCUGUGGACCUCAGCAACAGCCCCGCACGGCGCAGCGGCGAGCGCACGCCGGUGGGAUACUUUGGCGGCGGCGGCGCCGGCUCCUUUGCUGCGGGGGCUGGCGGAGGCGCGGCCAAGGCCGGGAGCAAGGCGGGGUCGGCGGGCAGGAGGACGGCUGGCUCUGCUGGCGGAGCGCAGGCUGCCCAGCCAGAACUGGAUGAGUACGAUAACAUAAAGGUGGCGGUGCGGGUGCGGCCGCCCAAUGCGCAGGAGCUGGCUCGGGGCGACGCGCAGGCAGUCUUUGUCAACCCAGCCGACCACCGACAGGUCCAGCUGACGGUGCCCUCGGCCUACUCGCGCAACAGCCAGGCAGUCACCCGGAACUUCACCUUCCACGCCUGCCUGCACCCGGCCUCGCGCCAGCAGGACGUGCUGCGCCUGUGCGGCAUCACCCAGCUGCUGGACGCCGCCCUGGAUGGCUACAAUUGCACCGUGCUGGCCUAUGGGCAGACAGGCUCCGGCAAGACGUACACCAUGAGCGCGCUAGAGUUCAUCGCUCCCGCAGGGAGGGAGGAGGCGUUGCUGGAUGAGGGUUACAUGGGGGACAGCGACGACGGCGUCAUCACCCGCUCCCUGAUGUACCUCUUCCAGGCGCUGGAGCAGCGGGCGGGCGGGGCGGGCGGCGACGGCUGCCGCUACUCGCUGCGGGUGUCCAUGGCUGAGAUCUACAUGGAGCAGGUGUACGACCUCAUACGCUUCGACAAGAAGCAGCUGCAGGCGAGUGGGCGGGCUGGCGGGGGGCGAGGGGAUCGCGGUGGCAAGGUGCGGUGGGACACCGGCAGGGGCUUCUACAUGCCAGACCUGGCCUGCAAGGAGUGCGGCACGCUAGAGGAGGCGCUGCAGGUGCUGUCGCUGGCGGUGCGGCACCGCCGGGUGGGCAGCCACGAGAUGAACAUGGAGUCGUCACGCAGCCACUCCAUCUUUACAGUGUAUGUUGACUGCAGCCCCACCCGCGCUGACGAUCAUGAGUACGGCAUCACUCGCUAUGGCAAGGUUUCGUUUGUAGAUCUGGCCGGCAGCGAGCGGCUGCGCGACAGCAAGUCUGCGGGGGAGACGCUCAAGGAGACCACCACCAUCAACCGCUCGCUGUUCAUGCUGGGCAAGGUCAUCGCGGCGCUGGCGGAUGGCGCGCAGGGGGCGCGCGUGCCGUACCGCGAGAGCAAGCUCACCAAGCUGCUGAUGGACAGCCUGGGCGGCUCCUCCCUCUCCCUGCUCAUCGCCUGCUGCUCGCCUUCAGCUGCCCACGCCGAGGAGACGCUGAGCACGCUGAGCUACGCCGCGCGCGCCAAGAACAUCAGGAACCAGCCAGCGGUGCAGUUGGAUCCCGACCAGGCCGCCCUGUCUGCGCUGAAGCGGGAGGUCAAGCUGCUGCGGACAGAGAACACAUACCUGCGGGAGCAGCUGUUCCAGGCCAACCUGCCGCGCGGCCAGCCCGCCGCCGGCGCCUCCGCCUCGCUACCCGCCUCGACGGCCGCCUCUCGCCUGCCCUCCAGCCACGGCCAGCCCGGCACGCUCGGCGGCGGGCAGCUGCCGCUGCCGCUGGCGCCGUUUGCAGUGCCCGGGGGAGGCUCGGCCGUAGUCGCCGGCAGCCGGCCGGAAUCGGGGACGGCGGCCGGCGCUGCUGCAGGCGCCGGGCUGGGGCCCUCCCCAAGCCCAGAGGACCUCAUGCGGCGCCUGCUGGAGACUCAGCGCAUGCUGGUGCAGUUCAGCCGUGAGAACGAUCGGCUGGCUGGUGAGAAUGGGCGGCUGCGCAACGGCAGGGCGCUUGUGUCAAACGACUACAAGGGAGCUCUGGAUGAGGUGGACUGGCUGCGCGGCAAGUUGGAGUCACUGGAAAGCGCCUUGCUGGCGGGCUCCUGUGACUCCGGCCUGCUGGCUGCACUGGAUGCCGCCGGCACAGCGGGGCCAGAGGUGCUGGAAGUGGCAAAGGCGGCAGUGGUGGGAGCUGGUGGCGGCAGCGAGAGCCAGCAGCCCGCUGCCCCAGGGUCAGCAGGAGGGGAUGGGGAACAGCAGCAGGAGGGGCCGCCUGAGGGCCACGUGCCGAACGGCGGCAGCAUGUUAGGCGGCAGCAUGGAGCCCUUGGCCAGCCAGCUGGCGGCGGCGGGCCAGUUGGCUAUGGCUGCUGCCGACCAGGCAGUGACGGAGGCCGCCGCUGUGGCGGCGGCGCUCACACUGGCAGUGACCAUGCCUCGUCAGCAGGCAGGGAUGAUGGAAGCACCGACGGAUCUGGGCCCGGCAGGCAAUGAUGUGGUAGCUGCAGCACCCCCAGCAGUAGGCGGUCAGCAGCCAGAGUUCAUUGUGGACAGCCAGGGGCAGCAGCCGGCGCCGGUUCCGUCGCGGAGGAUGGCAGCACCGCAAGGUGGCGAGGUCCCGGAGGGUGGCGAGCUGCCUGUUGAAGGGCUCCUUGUGGCAGCUGGCGAAAUAUCUACUACUGAAGCCACGGCAGCGGCCUCUUCAGAGCUUGAUGCUGCCACCGUGACGCGCGAGGCGUCAGCGAGCGAGCUUGACGCUUCGCUGAUGGAGCCUGCCAGCGGCGCUUCCGAUCCCAGACGGGCAGCACCAUUUGGGGAUCCCGAGCUGGAUGCACCCGGUGUGAUUGCGACCGUCACCGUGGCGGGGCCGCCCUCCGGCAAGGGCGCGGUCCCUGUCCCUGCUUCUGUCAUUGUCGAUGCCUGUGCAGACGUGGCAGGCAGCUAG